Rhizophagus irregularis DAOM 181602=DAOM 197198 is the source of this 786-nucleotide messenger RNA. The record is from RefSeq and is a predicted model, not a curated record. NCBI's taxonomy places the organism in Eukaryota, Fungi, Glomeromycota, Glomeromycetes, Glomerales, Glomeraceae.
CAAAAAAAUCUUGAAACCCGUCUCUCGGACAUAGAAAAAAAGCUCAAUGAUAAUAACAAAAAUAAUAAUAAUACAAUAGAUCUGGAGUAUGUAAAGGAGCUCAUUAAAAAGGUGUCGAAAAUUUUAUUUGAAAAUUUUGUUUAUCCUUCACAAGACGAGUACAAACUUGCUAUCGAAAAAUAUUUAAAAGAUGAAAAUCCGGAAUUUAUACGCCAGUUCAAAAAAAAUCAAUGGAUUAUUUUGUUCGAAAAAAAUUGUCCCGACUUACAACAACAUAGAAGCAUACGAGGGGCGUUCACGUCUAGAGUCAAAGACGUUAUGUAUUCUGUUUUCGAAGUGACUGGGCAUAAAUUACCGUCUAUUAACACUCAGGCUAGUCCGUCAAAGAUUCAGAAAUGGAAGAGUAAGGCAGAGGUGAAAAGAUGUUACAACAACCUAUUUAAAAAGGUUAAAGAUGGACAACUUAUGACAUAUAUGUCGCUGAUAAUUGAUAAGUUGAAAAAUAGGGAUAAAUUUACACAUUCAGACAACGAUUCUCAUGAUGGUAAUGAUGUAAAUGAUGGUGGUGAUAGAGCAGCUGACGAUAGAGCAGGUGCGGCUGACGAUAAUGCGACUAAUGAUGAUAGGCUUAAUGAUGGUGCGGUUAACGAUGGUGUGGCCAACAAUGGUACGGCCAACAAUGGCAUAGCUGACGAUGAUAUACUUUCUAUUGACUUUUAUAACACAGAGGAGGAAGGUCAGUAUGUAAAUAGUUUAUUAGAGAAUUAUGGGUUGCAUAGGAAAUAA